Molecule: messenger RNA, 2226 nt
Organism: Peronospora farinosa
Lineage: Eukaryota; Oomycota; Peronosporomycetes; Peronosporales; Peronosporaceae
Source: the annotation of a GenBank genome assembly
AUGGUGAGUCUUGUAGUACCGCCGCCGUUAACAAAGGCUGAACGUCGUGAACGCUUUAUGAAAAAGACACGUGCUGAGGCGAGUUAUGUGUUUAAAUAUCUGAUUGUGACACAAAUUAUCGUCUAUCUCGAAGCUGGCUCGAUUCCGUGUCUAUUGGACCAAUUAAGUGUUUCACUUGAUCUUGAUGCAACGCAACAAGGGGCUUUGGGUGGUGUUGUGUAUCUCGCACUUAGUGCGGCAUCUCCCCUUUGUGCUUAUUUCCUUCAUCAUUUUAAUCCACGUCUUGUCUUGGGAUUUAGUCUACUGGCUAAUAAUGUGGCUGUCUUGAUGCUUGCACUUACUCCUAUUGGCUACAGUUUUAGUGCUAAUAUGCUCAUUUUAGCACGAGCAGCAGUGGGAUUUACACAAGCUUUCCCGUGUAUUUAUACCCCACUUUGGGUCGAUGAAUACGCACCAAGAGAAAAGGUUGCCGGAUGGAUGAGUUAUCUCCAAGGAAGUGUCCCCAUGGGCGUCAUGCUUGGCUAUUUUGCAGGCACAGUGAGCAAUUGGAUUGUACCGGAGAGCUCGACGCUUAUGCAGACGUGGCGUUGGCCUUUUCUACUGCAGUUUGUAGCCUUGUUGCCUAUUAAUGUCGCGAUCUUUUUCGUACCGACGAAACAUCUCGUGAUUCGAAGUGAUAUCGAUCGAGAUGUUGUAGGAAGUGGAGGGACACAGAGCUCAAGUGAAAGCUCAUCUGAUGGCUGUACAGAUGGGGAAACGCAGAUGAUCGAGGUGGCAUCCACGACCAGUGUACAGAAGGAGGAAGGCGUUGCUGUAGAAAGCAGCUAUCAGCAUGAAGACGACGAGGUGCACGAAGAAGGAGCUGCGUCGAGUGACAGUGGGAUACAGCCGCUUCAUAGUGGACGGGGAGGCUUCUUGAGUGCACGCGGCAGGUCUGGUUUUAAUUUGCACAGCUUUCUAGACGAUAAUGUGGCCGGCACACCAAUGAGUGCAAGGUCAACGACGUAUCAUGACGAGGAAGACGCACUGCUUGCUAGCGCGAGCAUGUACGGCGUGAGCAACAAGCGCAGCUUCCAACAGCUUCUCCAGAACCAGCAGCAGCAGUACCACUUUGCUCAAUGUGAAGAGACUGUUGGAGCGGCUUCACUGCGGCGAACUGUGAUCCGACCUCCUAGCGUGCGCGGUACGACGCUAUUGGAUACGGUUGCAGAUGAACAGGAGAAUGACGAUAGCACUGUCAGUGCUCCCGCGGCGAUCUCAACGUCGCCAGUUAAUGCCAAGGCUUCCGGGGUCGACGCUGUCAUCUCUGUACCUUCACCUACGGUGCAGGAGCCGACAUCGCCGGUGUCCAAGACUCCCGCUCAUGUGCCACCAACAUACGGCGCCUUGGACAGAGUAGUUGCCUCAAUGAGUUCUCCGCCAACGUCGCCGCGAAUAAAUAUGCUGGAGGCAGAAGAUGAGUUUGAGGUGUACAGCCAAGGCGCGUUCUCGGAAGGCGUGUAUGAGCUGUUGCAUAUGCCCGUGUUCUGUCUGAUUGUGUUUGGCCUCACGACAGUGUACUUCGUUGUCACGGGCGUGCAGUACUGGAGCACCAUCUACAUGAUCAAGUCGCUGCAUGCAUCCAAGUAUCUCGUUAACGCGCUUUUCGUGGUCGUCUCUGGCACAGGACCUAUCCUGGGCGUAUUUUUUGGUGGAUGGCUGAUUGACCGAUCUGGAGGAUAUAUCGGCGUGGAGCAGCGUGCGAGGGCACUGGGUAUUUGCAUGAGUCUGGGGCUGACAGCCUUCUUUAUUUCGGCGGUGGCGACGUUCUUCGACAACGUCUUUAUUACCUCCGGCUUCUUGUGGUUGUUACUUUUCUUCGGCGGCGCAAUCCUACCAGCUUGCACAGGCAUCUUCAUCUCGGUAGUGCCUGCUGAACACCGUGCGCUCGCUUCUUCAUUUUCCGUCAUGGUCUUUAACCUGUUUGGUUACUCGCUCUCUCCCUACCUCACGGGUCUUAUCAUGGAGUGGGUCAUUUCGAAGCAGGGACAGCCGAACAGCUACUUCGAGAACUGUGACGAAGCAUGCGCUUACAGGAUCGGAUUUCGGUUCUGUCUGUGUUGGUCCGUGUGGUCCGUCCUCUGUAUCGGUUCCGCAUGGCACAUCGCUUCUCGGCAGGCAGAGGAAGCUCGCCGGGUGCAACACUUUUACUCCGCGCAGCGUCCAGCACUUGCGGAAGAAUGCUGA